GCUGUAUGUACAAGGGCCAGGAGUGCAGGCUGGUGAUCCACUACGAGCAGGGCUUCUCUGUCCUGGCUGAGCAGCAGGGGGAGGACCAGGUGGACCAGGGAAACCAGAACCAAGCCAAACCUCUGCUCUGCUACCCCUUCGAACGCCUCAAGAUGUCCUCUGAUGACGGGGUCAGGGUGCUCUUCCUGGAUUUCAGUGGAAAAGAGGGUGAAAUUGUAAGUUUUUUUUUUUUUUUUUUUACAAGAACCAAGGACAUGAAAGGACCAUUGUUUCUACUAGGGACAGGACCACUCUUAACAACCGUCUCUGUUUGUUGAUGACAGUACAUGAGACCGUAUUUCCUUAAGAAUAAAAAACCCAGUUGACUCAUAUUUCAUUGGCGUUGCUCUACAGCUCUAUUCAGGCAACUGAACACAAACAAGGAAAGAUGGAAAAGUUUCCACAGAAUCCCCUAUACGUUAAACAGGAACUGAGUCAUACAUGGGCAUACUGAAACACUGUCCUGCAUGUCCCUCUGCUGUUUAUGAAAAGGACUCUGUUCAGACAUGUUCUGCUCUCAGAACACUACAACUGUAAUAGAAUAGAACUCACCAUUAGAACUCAUGGAACUGUAAUGUAACAUCUAACAUUCUCUCUGUUCUAUGUUCAGCAGCUGGACCUCCACUCGUGCCCAAAGCCUAUCGUCUUCAUCCUCCACUCAUUCCUCUCAGCAAAGAUCGCCAGACUUGGCCUGGUAGCA
Molecule: messenger RNA, 739 nt
Organism: Coregonus sp. 'balchen'
Lineage: Eukaryota; Metazoa; Chordata; Actinopteri; Salmoniformes; Salmonidae
Source: the annotation of a GenBank genome assembly